Cheilinus undulatus (humphead wrasse) is the source of this 2240-nucleotide messenger RNA. RefSeq names its product carbohydrate sulfotransferase 15-like. The transcript is spliced from 8 exons. Gene Ontology annotation, biological process: hexose biosynthetic process. NCBI's taxonomy places the organism in Eukaryota, Metazoa, Chordata, Actinopteri, Labriformes, Labridae. The record is from RefSeq and is a predicted model, not a curated record. The coding region runs from base 306 to 1991 and encodes 561 amino acids. Gene Ontology annotation, molecular function: N-acetylgalactosamine 4-sulfate 6-O-sulfotransferase activity.
GCGUGGGAGCUCUGUCAGAUGAAGACUCCGGAAAGUCGCUCAUUUCCGCGACAAAAGGCAGCCGGCGUCAGUAAACAUGAGCACGGAUGAUGCCGAGGGUACACUGGCGUUUAUUUCACCCGGCGGUUCACCCAGACACCUGUCAGCUCGUUUAAUUCAUCUGUUUGACUGGUGGUCAUCAUGGCUCGUGAGCGGCUACACGAGGAGCGAGAGGAUUAAAGCGACUCAACUCCUGUGAGGCCUUGCGGAUGAAAAUGCGCAUGCUGACAACAAAUGAUGACCUGCAGAAUGAGAAACUAUGAUGGAUGGACACAUCAGGACACACAACCUCCCAUGGACACUGCUUUGAAAGAAUAAUUUCCUGGGCGCUUUUUCUACAUGCCAACAGUAUGUCACUAUCAGACUUCAAAUAUGGGAGCAACACCCAGACGGACUAUAACUACAUUCACACCUUACUCCUGGGUGAGAGCUAUGGAAAAAGGCCUGUCAGGACAUUUUUUGACUUCCGGCACACAAACCUGCCUCAAAAUGUGGAUUCAAAGUGGGUUAUCCUGAUGAAUUGCCUGCGGAGCAUCUCCAAAGUCAAAGUGGUGAGUUUUCUGAUGGGCCUGACGUUGAUGUUUCUCAUCAUGGCAUCCUACAUCCUCACGUGGGACAAGAAAGGACUUUUGUUGACCCCUUCGCCUGAUGAGCUCAGACCUGUGUUUGUCCCGCCCUGCACAACAGCUGUUGGCACUUCCUCUGGAAAAACUGUAAUAGACAUAAAACUGUUGGUGAAGGUCAUCCGGUCCAAACUGGAAUACACACCCAGGAAGGUGCCGGAUGAAACGGAUGUCAUUAAAACGGACCCCCAUUUGUUCUCUGUAAUUCCUCACCAUUUCCUACCUGAUGUCAAGAGCCCUUGCUGGUACGAGGAGUUUACGGAUGAACUUAGCACUGAUCCGUAUAAGAGGAACCUCUUCACUCUGCGCUCGAAGAGCUUCAAAACAGUCUGCGACCACCUGAGGUCCAACUUUCAGCAGCACUUACACCACAGAGACAAUAAAAUGUUUCGUCUACGCUGCCUGCCGUACUUUUACAUCAUCGGCCAACCAAAAUGCGGCACGACUGACUUGUUCCACAGGCUGUUGCUGCAUCCAGAAGUCCAGUUUAACACCAUGAAGGAGCCACACUGGUGGACCAGGAAGCGCUUUGGUUAUAUCCGUUUUAAAGAUGGCUUCCAGGAAAGUUUUCCUGUGGAGGAUUACCUGGACCUGUUUGACUUGGCAGCUAACAAAAUCCAAGAAGUAAUCAGUGGAAAUUCAUCUGGACACCACCGAGCACUCCAGCUCAUAACAGGUGAAGCCAGUGCAUCAACCAUGUGGGACAACCAAGCCUGGAGCUAUCUCGACGGGGAGAAAGAGGUGGCAGAGCCUCCGUUCUUGGCCCAGGACUUCAUCCACACGGUUCAGCCUGGUGCCAAAAUCAUCAUCAUGCUUCGAGAUCCAGUAGAAAGGCUCUACUCUGACUACCUGUACUUUAAGAUGGCCAAUAAGUCAGCAGAGGACUUCCAUCAAAAGGUCAUCGACUCUGUACAGUUGUUUCAGUCCUGCCUCUUAGAGAGGACAAUUUGGUCCUGUGCCUACAACACCAGCCUGUCCAACACGAUGCCGGUAAGGCUGAAUUUGGGGAUGUACAUAAUCUUCCUGUUAGACUGGCUGACAGUUUUCCAAAGGGAGCAGAUUCUUGUUCUUCGACUAGAGGACUACGCAGCCAACCUUAAAAUGACAAUAAAACAAGUUUUUAAUUUCUUAAGUGUAGGUCCUCUGCCUGAGCAAGUGGAAGCAGCAGUGACCAAACGGCCCAUGUCUAACACCCGGCGGGCAGCAGACAGAAACCUGGGCCCGAUGCUUCCAGCUACCAGAGACAUCCUCAGGGAAUUUCACCAGCCUUUUAACCAAAAACUGGCCAGUGUGCUGGACAACAAGGCCUUCCUCUGGAGUACUACCUGAUGGGACAUGAGCAUGGCCAAAUGUGGCUAUACAUCCAGAGCUGGAACCUACUGCACAAACACCUACUGAUGUAAAAAAAAAUUUAAAAAUAAUAAUUACAGUGGGAGAACUUAUUAAAAGAUGUAUAUGAUAUAUGGAAUUAUAUAAGGCUCUGGAGAAGUUUAUGGGAUUGUCUGUGAUAUUUAUUUCUUUUAAAAGGAUGUGAAAAACUGAUCAAGUCAAGAUGAGAAUAAAAUAUACUGAAUUUAA